CCGUCCCGGAAGUGGGCUGGCCUCCCCCUGAGGUUUCUGCUCCUAAGGGGCGACCGUCGCCAAGGUGGCGGUCACUGCAUCCCGGCCCACCUCCGCCGCCCUGGGCGUGGUAUCAGCGAGCCCUGGGACUAUGACGGGUCAGGGCCAGUCGGGAUCAGGGUCGUCGGUGGGGAGCACGAUAUUCCGCCACGUCCGGUACGAGAAUCUGGUAGCGGGCGUGAGCGGCGGGGUUCUGUCCAACCUCGCGCUGCACCCGCUCGACCUCGUGAAGAUCCGCUUCGCCGUGAGUGAUGGAUUGGAACUGAGACCAAAAUAUAAAGGAAUUGUGCAUUGCUUGACUACCAUUUGGAAACUUGAUGGACUACGGGGACUUUACCAAGGAGUAACCCCAAAUGUGUGGGGUGCAGGUUUAUCCUGGGGACUCUACUUUUUCUUUUACAAUGCCAUCAAAUCAUACAAGACAGAAGGAAGAGCUGAUCGUUUAGAGGCAACAGAAUACCUCGUCUCGGCUGCUGAAGCUGGAGCCAUGACCCUCUGCAUUACAAACCCAUUAUGGGUAACAAAAACUCGCCUUAUGUUACAGUACAAUGGUGUUGUUAACUCCUCACAACGACAAUAUAAAGGAAUGUUUGAUACACUUCUGAAAAUAUAUAAGUAUGAAGGUGUGCGAGGAUUGUAUAAGGGAUUUAUUCCUGGGCUGUUUGGAACAUCACAUGGUGCCCUUCAAUUUAUGGCAUAUGAAUUGUUGAAGUUGAAAUACAACCAGCAUAUCAAUAGAUUACCAGAAGCCCAGUUGAGCACAGUAGAAUAUAUAUCUGUUGCAGCACUAUCGAAAAUAUUUGCCGUAGCGGCAACAUACCCAUAUCAAGUUGUGAGAGCUCGUCUUCAGGAUCAACACAUGUUUUACAAGGGCAUGUUGGAUGUAAUCACAAAGACAUGGAGGAAAGAAGGCAUCGGUGGAUUUUACAAAGGAAUUGCCCCCAAUUUGAUUAGAGUGACCCCAGCCUGCUGUAUUACUUUUGUGGUAUAUGAAAAUGUCUCACAUUUUCUACUUGACCUCAGAGAGGAAAAAAAAGUAAGCUAGAAGAAGAUCAUCUCAAUUCGUCUGCUUAACGCGGCAGUUGCUCCUUUGUGUUUGAGGUAUAAACCUCAGAAGAAUGCUGCACAGCAACAUGGUUCAUAAUGGAAAUUGGUGUAUCAUCAUUAGAAGUCAAAGAACUGCUAAGACUUUGCAAUGUUGUUUUGCUCUUUGCCUUCCCCAUAUGUUUGGGACUUGGCUACCUCUGCCAGAAAUGGCUCCCAUCCACAUGACAGUAAAACUGACGUCAAGUGGAGAAUUUCACAAAUUUCUCUAUUUUAGUGUUCAAGUAGAAGCUGAUCACAGCAUUUGCUAAAUGGAUUAGAUGAAUGUGCUUCUUUUUGUGAACUCAUUUGCCUGGAUCGGCUUUAAAAUCAGUCUGUGUGCAAUAGCAAGAAAAUGGCUUCUGAAAAGAAUUGUCGUUGUUUCAAGAGUAAAUUAAACUUUAAGGAUUUGCUGGAAAAAUUGUUGCUUAAAUCCAGACCAUUUUUGAGUUGGGAAAUUUUGGUGAGGGGAAAAAAAAACAACAACACCGUAAAUGUGCGUUAGUUUAAAUUCAGUUGGAACGUGCUAACUAGGGAAAUUUGAGACGUAUAUACUUCUCUUCAUUUGAGAAAUAUAUUUGUUGUCAUUCUGUCAUUAAUUUUUUCCCUGGGGGCUCUUCCAUAAUUUAAAAUGUAAUUGUGGAUCCAAUUAUUAUAUUUUUUGACAUUGAUACUUGGUAUUUCUUAACAGAAUCUGAACUCAGAUGCAGCUGUGUCUGCCCUUAUUUAGAAUAUUUGGCUAUAAGUCACUAAUUGGCUAUAAAUCACAAAUAGAUCACCUCACACACAUACUGGAAUGAUUGGGAUCUGUAUGUUGAGAAACUGUGUGGAAAUGGGAAACUUUAACUUCUUAUUUCAACUAUGAGAUGUAUGGGUCCAGAUCCCAAAUAAACGAUUAGUCUAGAUUAGUUGCUCAUAUUCAGGUUUAAAUACAGGUUACACUAAUGGCCAUUAUUGAUUUAACUUUUAUGAGUCAUUAUAAAUAUCUAUAAAAGCCUGUCCCCAAAGGAUGCCAGAAUAAUAUUUUUAUUUAUCAUAAACUUCUAUGAAUGCUGUUGCACUUCCAUCUAGUUGUAAAUAAAACAUUGUGGUUUUCAAAGCCAUAUUUAAAUGGUUCUUUGAAGAUAGGUCUAUUUUUUAUAUUUUGAAAAUGGCAUUGUUCUAAAAAUGUGGAACAGUAAGUAAUUGUAUUUACUAUAAUCUCUUGUAACAUGCACAGAAAUACUUUAUAAAUUAAAUGUGAUGUAUUUUUUCAUCCUUCUGGGUUUACUACUAUAAUUCAUCUGAAUCCCUGACGUUAGUCCCUAUACAAAAUACUGGCUGCAGUUGCUGUUUGGAAUUUUAGAGGUAGUGCCAUUAUUUGAAUGCUUCUUGUGUACCCCCAAAUUAAUAAAACAUAAUUUCUGUCUUCUAAGAGCAUAUAAGUUUGCAGAAUAAAUAAAUAAAUAAGUGUUAAAUAACUCCAACCCUAGAUGAACGGGCAAGAAGAUUUCUACAAGGCCUCUAAGGGUUCUGAGAAAAGAGAACUCAUUCAACAACAAAUCGUAACUGAGUUCUUGCUCUGUGCCAGGUAUGUUACCAAGCACUGAAGAUACAGCAGGGAAUAACCCAGACAUCAUUCCUGCCCUCAGGGAAUUUUCAUUUUAGUGUGAGUGACAGAAAACAAAUAUAUGCAUAGUACAGUUUCAGAUAUUAAAUGCUAUAAAUAGAACUAAAACAGUUGGGAAUAGUGUUGCUAUCUUAGGAUGGUUAGAGUAAGGAAAGAUCUCUUUUGAAGGGGUAGUGUUUGAAACAUGUUGAAAGAAGUGAGGAAAGCAAACCACUAUGGGAUAGAGGAAACACAGUCUUCUAGGCAGAGAAAAUAGGAAAUACAGAGGCCCUGAGGCAGGAAUUAAUUUGGCUAGAGGGAAGGAGUGAGGUUAGGGUGGCCCAUACUGUGUGGUGGAAAAGAAAUGCAGGAUUGGCUUCAAAUUUCAGCUUUCCCCUUUGCUGUUUGGCCUCAGGCCAAUAGUUCACCUCUCUGUCUCAAGUUUUCUCAUAUGUAAAAUGGUGAUUUGAUUUGUUCUUUGUGGAUAAGGAGGAUAUGAGGAUGCUUGGGCUAGUGAUUUAUUGAGGGAGUGCUCUUAGGAGACUCUAGAAGAUGAGGAAGAAGUUUAUCAUCACCCUGACCCUAUGGGACAAUGCACUAUGUGUUGGACCACAGAGGUUGUCCUGCCCUGAGGUGAGAGCCUGGGCUAUUAUGUUCUUACAUCAGGCAGAAGAGGGAAGGCUAGGUCCCUUUCCUCAGUCGAGAGCAAUCCUCCAAAAUAAGGUGAAGGGGAGGGGACAGCUGUUAACAGCUGGGAUAUGGGUGCACCAACCCUGUAAAAGGAAUUUGGUGGGUCAACAGCAUCUACAAAUGAGGCUAUUAAAAGUAUGUAGCUCAUAGGAUUAUUGAUCAGAUUAAAUGGAUUAAUCCAUGUAAAGUGUUUAGCAGUGUCCCUGGGCCAAAAAACAUUAGCAUGGGCCAGAUCUUCUAGCCCAUGGUCAGGGGUUUAGAUUGUGGGGGAGAUCAUUCUAGUGAUUGUAUGAAGAAACAAUUAGGAGGGGCGCCUGGGUGGCUCAGUCGGUUGAGCAUCCGACUUCAGCUCAGGUCAUCAUCUCACAGCUCAUGGGUUCGAGCCCCGCGUCAGGCUCUGUGCUGACAGCUCAGAUCCUGCUUCAGAUUCUGUGUCUCCCCCUCUCUCUCUCUCUCUGCCCCUCCCCCGCUGGUUCUCUCUCUCUCUCUCUCUCUCUCUCUCAAAAAUAAACAUUAAAAAAAUUUUUUUUUAAAGAAACGAUUAGGAGACAGACAAGAAACAGGGUUACUAACUAGUUAGGAAGCUUUCACAAAUACCUAGUCAAGACCUGGUGGGUAGCGUGGACCUGGUUGAUGGGAGUUGGAGGUAGUUUAUAGCUUGGGGGUGGGGGCGGGGGGGGGGGGGGAGACUAGAGCAGGCUUCAUGGAAGGGAAAACUUGAAGCUUGGCCUUGAAGGUAGAGAUUUCAAAGGGAACCACGGGGGAAAAAAGAAAGCAUAGGUGACCUGUCUUGAGCAGUGUGUUGUCAAUGUGGUAAUAAAAGGAAGAAAUGGAAGAGACAGCUGAAAGAUCGGGACCAGAACAUGAGAACUUUCAGAGUCUCGCUAAAUGUGUUUGGGUUUUAGGUGAUGGAUAAAAGAGAAGUGAGUCUCAGAACAGAGAGACCCGGCUACAUCUAGGGGUGACAGAAGAAGACCAAUCAGAUAAGAGGAGCAAACUCUGAGGGAAGGGGUUAUCAACGGUGUAAAUAUUCUAGUGGGUUGAAGAUGAGUGUCACUGAUAACUUUCAGCAGAUUCAAACUGUAGAGGCUGAAGACAGAUUGCAAGCAGCUAAUCCGGGUGGGGCAGAUUGCAAGUAUCCAUUUCACUCUAGGCUCGCUCUUGGAUUUCAGCAGAUAAAGGAAAGGUAGAGAACUUUAGCUUGAAAGAAAGUGCUGGGAGUCUAGGAAGGGGUGCAGGUGGGGGGGGGGGGGGGGGAGGUUGGCCAAGGGAAAACCAGAACAUGAUUGUAAGAAUGCUUGAAGAUUAAGAUACGGACCAAAAGAAAGCUUGUCGGAGCUCUGCAUCAGAGAACGAACAUAUGGUAGAAUGUGAACCCAAGAUUGUGUUGGGUGCCAUGCCUUGUGAAAAGGUUAUAUUAUGUUUCCUUAUGUGCUUUUGUAAUAUGGCAAUUUUAGAAAGUCAUGUUUUUUAAACACCAUACUAGAAAAAGGGUACCGACUAAAAAAUAUGUUCGAGUUCAUGAGGCACCAGAGCAAGGUUUGUCUUUUGAAUGUGGACAUGUCACCGAAUGUAAAAUCCUCCAGGUAGAGUAUGAUUACCCCUUCAAUAGCAAGGCCUCUUUGGUGAUUAUAAAAUUGCUUACAGAAAUAAAAUACCGUGAAAUGA
Molecule: messenger RNA, 5068 nt
Organism: Neofelis nebulosa (Clouded leopard)
Lineage: Eukaryota; Metazoa; Chordata; Mammalia; Carnivora; Felidae
Gene: SLC25A32
Product: solute carrier family 25 member 32
Exons: 7
Coding region: 131-1084 (317 amino acids)
Biological process (GO): folate import into mitochondrion; mitochondrial transport; nucleotide transport
Cellular component (GO): mitochondrion; mitochondrial membrane
Molecular function (GO): FAD transmembrane transporter activity; folic acid transmembrane transporter activity
Source: RefSeq, a predicted model, not a curated record